ACACACGUUCUAUAACAAAGCAGCAUUGUGAUGUCAUAGAAUGUUGAACAUACAGCAGGGGGGUUUACUAAGUAGAUGUCAGUUCACAUCACACAGUCAUUCGUUUGCAGUAGUAAAGAGUACUUUCAAAAAAGACUUAAAGAUGAAUAUCCAAAGUUUCUGUUCGUAUGGACUGAAGAGCACAUUGGAGUGUAUUUCCAGGGCAACACUUCUCUCACAACCCACUGACAUCCCUAGCUUUUUUCUGCAGUAUUUGUCAGAGCUGAUAGGUUUUAGAGAAUCGUACCCUGAAACCGAUCCCAAGAUUGUUUCCUUCUCCUACCAAAAGAUGUGGGAGAAUAAGUUCCUGAAAACAACUGUUAGUCCGAUCACCACCACAAAGAAGUCACCAGAAGUUCCAUCUGAGACUGAACUAAAGGAGGCCCUGAAGACACUCUACUUAGAUUUGGCGUCUUCGGGUGAACAAAAAAAGUUCAACCCAUUAGGAAAAGACAAAAAUCCCUCUGCAACUCCCAUGUUCUUAAAACCAGCACCACCACCCUGUAGUGAAAGGAAGUUUGCAAAGGAUGUAGUACCACCUGUCCUUGUUGUUAAAGGAGACGAGAAGCCUGCACCACUUUCCGCCAAUAUCAACAUGAAAACACGUAGAGUUUCGACAGUUAGAGUUCUUAGGCGACCACCGAGUGAAGCAACCAUAGAUGAUAUUGUGAAGACGCCAGCAACACUACAACUAAAAACAAUUCAUAAAAAAACACCUACGGCUAAAGUUUUGACAUCCAGUACCAUUAGUGACCCCUCAAAACUUCCCAAUAUCCCAAUACCAAAAGUGAGACUUGUUAUUCCACCAAUUCCAAGGAAGAAAACCAUAGGUUCCCUCUCACUUGAGAACAGGGAGGUGGUGCCAGAACGCAGAGCACUGGGGCCAUUAAAACGAGCUCCAAACCUUGAAGCAGGCAGAGUACCAAACACAGAGAGAGACAAGAAAAGACCAACAACACCAAAGGUCCAACAGCUAAACAACGAGUGGAAUAUGUCAAAUAGAUCACCAGAGAGGAAGAGGAUUCUAUGGACAGACAGAGAGAAAGUAAAGGCACUAGCAGACAGGAAAGUUCAGGGUGCAGCCUUCAAUAGACAAGCUCCUGUAGUAGUGAGCACAAAUAAUUUUAAUCUGGAAUUUACCCACACUUGCCCUCAUUUAGGGCCUAAUACCAUCCUAGGAUACAAGCGAAUGCUGAUGAGAUCCUUAUUUUUCGGCCGCAAUGGUCCUCAUUAAGUUCACAUCACUAUAGAUUUAGAUUAUAAUUAAAACUCCUACUUGGUGAUGGUAAUAAUUAACCAUUUAACCGUUAACCAGCACUAAUCAUUUGGAUCA
Molecule: messenger RNA, 1372 nt
Organism: Etheostoma cragini (Arkansas darter)
Lineage: Eukaryota; Metazoa; Chordata; Actinopteri; Perciformes; Percidae
Exons: 2
Coding region: 41-1273 (410 amino acids)
Source: RefSeq, a predicted model, not a curated record